This is a messenger RNA of Pecten maximus, 1099 nucleotides long. RefSeq names its product dynein-1-beta heavy chain, flagellar inner arm I1 complex-like. Gene Ontology annotation, cellular component: dynein complex. Gene Ontology annotation, molecular function: dynein intermediate chain binding; minus-end-directed microtubule motor activity; dynein light intermediate chain binding. The record is from RefSeq and is a predicted model, not a curated record. Gene Ontology annotation, biological process: microtubule-based movement. Lineage: Eukaryota; Metazoa; Mollusca; Bivalvia; Pectinida; Pectinidae. The coding region runs from base 131 to 502 and encodes 123 amino acids. The transcript is spliced from 3 exons.
CACAAAGGGAAUUCCGUACCUCACAGACCGGUUAUAUAUUUAUAGAUUUUAAAUUCCGUCUGCUUCUCAAUAAAACGUGUUUGGUGAACAGGUCAGUUUAAAUACAGCACAUUUUCAAAACGCUUUAAACAUGGCUAAUCUAAAUGCAAACGACAUCAGUGAGCUGAAAUCUCUGUCAGCUCCUCCGCAGAUUGUGAAAGAUACACUAGCUGCUGCAAUGAUACUGUUAAGGGAGCCUAAUCCACGGGAUUUUAAGACAGCUAAAAAAGCAUUGGCCAAUAUUAACUCACUGAAACAAAAACUGUCGGCUGUAAAUGUUGAUGCUAUCUCUAAAGAAGAGGCUGAGGAAGCACGAUGUCUUCUUGGGGACAUAACAGUAGGAAAAGUUCGUAGUGUCAGCUCAGCCACGUGCGGCAUCUUUAACUGGGUACAGGAAGUGCUAUCCAGUGUAGAGAAGAGGACAGGGAGCCUAAGUACAGCGAAGGACGACAUAAAAACCUGAUGUACACCGAUAACUGUCCAGUAUUUAACUAGAUGAUCACUACCCGAUAUCGAACAACAAAUACAAUGGCUCAUCUAUUUGCUCAACCGAUUCAUCUUGUUGCCAUAAGCGCUGUUGCUAUAAAUCCAUGAACUUUUCAUGUUUACACAUUUUUUUUUUUUUUUUUUUAAUUAUCGUUUUGAUUAUACGUUGUAUUAAAUGUCCUCUUUAUAAAUCGCAUCGGUGUCAUUAUUCUUUAAAGAGAACGGGAAAUUAUCUUGUCACGACCUACUUUCACUUUCACUUUCACUAUCACUUCCACGUGGUCAGUGUUGCGCCAUUUAACUAUUUGUUGAUUUAAUUCAGUUACAAAUACAUUUUAAAACCAAUGGUCAAAUCUGCGUCAGUUUCAACUGCCGUUAUUUAUCCAUUAUGGAAUUCUAGUGAGGUUAAUGUGGUUUAUACAACCUGGCAGAAUAUGAAAUAUUGACCCGGCUUGCUUCUAGAAGGUCGGUAAAACACCAUACUGACCGAAACAAAGGUCCAUAAUCAUUAUAUUAGAUAUUUGUAUCUGUUAACAGAAAGUUCACAUAAAUAUACCUAAGAAGAAACUUAUCU